Trametes versicolor FP-101664 SS1 is the source of this 1431-nucleotide messenger RNA. RefSeq lists its product as uncharacterized. Lineage: Eukaryota; Fungi; Basidiomycota; Agaricomycetes; Polyporales; Polyporaceae. Bases 1 to 1431 code for a protein of 476 amino acids. The record is from RefSeq and is a predicted model, not a curated record. The transcript is spliced from 3 exons.
AUGAGCCAGUCCACAGAACCUGGUGAUGACUCCCAAGUCGUCGACGACCUCUGUAAUGGGAUCUCGCAAGCGUCCGUCGCUGCCGCAGAGCCGACCUCUUCAGACAACGUUCCAGAGAACAGCGCAGAACCGGUCCCCCAGGCUACCAGUGCGAGCUUCACACGUCUGACAAGGCAGCACACGAACAGUGCACAAGGUGUAUCCCCUACCCCACCCUGCCCCUCGCCCAAAGGGAAGGGCAAGGCGACCCCCUCGGCCCCGCCCACUCCUUCCCCUCUGAGAGUCCCCGUGCCCCUCACUGCGGUAACGGCGUCCACCACGGCUCCGCAAGGAGACCAGGAUGUCGCACCGUCCAGGCUCGAUGCGGCUCUACCCCUCACGUCUGCCCUUCGGUCCGCGCACCUAGGCACGGACCAGACUGGGAAGACCAACAUCCCUGCCCUCAAAGGAGAUGUCCAUACCCUCGCUUCGCAUCUCGAUCGCCUCACGCGCACGCAUGCUACCGACCGCGCGGCCAUCAAGGAUGCCCUUCUGCGUCUCACCAGUUCCGUAGAGGCCCUCCGCGACAACCCUUCAUCCACGUCCGCACCCAACCGUGCAUUCCAGGAGCUAGAGCAGCGUGUCCAUCGCCUGGCUCAAGGUCUCGAGCGCGAGGAGGAUGCCCGUGCGCGCGAACUCACCGUUCUCGACACCAGACUUGGAUCGCUGGAGGACGACACUCGGGACGUCUCGCGUUCAGUGACCACAGUCAGCAGGGAACUCGCGAGUGCGAUAGGAGUGCUCUCGCAGAUCCGCACCUCUCUCUCCGCCAUCAGCACUCAAGUCGGAGCACUCCAGACAGCGGCACAGCCCCACGUUCACGGUCACGGUGCCACCCAUCCUGUCUCCCCCUUCGCGGAUGCGCCGCCGGCGUAUACCCCUCCUACUCCGCGCGCGAACCGCCGCAGAGAGCGACCGGUGUCGCCCUCGCCGGCACCUCCGCCUACACCCUCUCGUGGUCGACGGAACCAGCCACAGGCUCGACCCCCUCCGCAGCCCCAAACCGACAACCGCCAGCAGAAGCGACCACGCGUAGGAGCCCCGAGUGCGAUGGUCCACGCUCCUGCGCCUCUCGCAGGCCUGAGCGACAUGGUCUACGCCCCAGCCCCCUUGGCGGGACCGGCACCAGCAACUGUGCGGUUCGGCGCUGUUGCCUGGUCUUCGGACCCAGCGACGCUCCGGACGGAGGUUCUGGCAACCGCCCAAGGUGCAUGGGAUGCGAUUCUGGGGGUCCUCGACUCCGUCCUUAGCAUCUCUCGUGACAACACGGACGCUCGCUUUGUGCUCCUGCGCUUCCCUUCCCGCUUCCUUGCACAGUCCUUUGUAGAGGCAUGGGUUGAGCACGGUCACCGGGUCCUGAGCUUGCGCAAUGUACAUGCUGAGUUACUGUAG